CCUCCUUGCUAUUUGAGGAAACUAGGAGGUGACUUUAAUGGACGGUGGAUGACAUAAAAACAACAACGACAUAAUCUUAAAGGCAUCUUUGUGAGGCACAGCCUGUCAAAUCUGUCAGCAUGUUCCUCAGAAUACAGCUGGGCUUCCUGUAUGCUGUUUGUGGUUUGUUGACACAAAGCGCCGCGUCGCCACAGCGCCGUCCCCCGCUGCUGCUGGUGUCGUUCGAUGGCUUCCGGGCAGACUACCUGCAGAGGUUCCCUAUGCCCAACCUGACGCUCUUGUACAGCCAAGGGGUCCUGGUGGAGCACCUCACCAACGUCUUCAUCACGAAGACCUUCCCCAAUCACUACAGCCUGAUGACGGGACUUUACGCAGAGUCUCACGGCAUCCUGGCCAGUGCCAUGUACGACCCCGUCAGCCACAAGCACUACAGCGCCGGCAACAACAGCGACCCCAUGUGGUGGAAUGCGGCGACGCCUUUCUGGAUCUCCGUCAACCAAGCCGGCUACACGUCCGCGGUCGCCAUGUGGCCGGGCUCCGAGGUGGCCAUCCGCAACCAAACGCCCUCACACUUCUUACCCUACAGCACUGACGUGACCUUCCAGGAACGCCUGUCCAACGUGACCAACUGGAUCCUGGGAAGCGAGAAGGACGAAGGGGCGCUAUUUGGAGCCAUCUACUGGGAGGAGCCUGACCACUCAGGCCACAUGUUUGGACCUGAUGAUACUGAGGCCAUGGGCAGAGCACUGAAGGAUGUUGACGACAACGUUGGCUUGAUGAUAUCGGAACUGAAAAAGAGCGGCCUGUGGGGGCGCAUCGACGUCAUGGUGACCAGCGACCACGGCAUGGCUCAGUGCUCGGUCGAUCGCCUCAUACGCCUGGACGACUGCUUACACGCUGACAACUACACCAUAGUGGACCUCACCCCUGUCGCUGCCCUCAUCCCAAACCGCAGGCCCGAGGCGGUCUUUGCCCUGCUGGAUAAGUGCCACCCAAACAUGACAGCCUAUUUGAAGGAGGCCAUUCCUGACAGGCUGCACUACCGCAACAACGAGCGCAUCCAGCCCAUCCUACUGAUCGCUGACGAGGGAUGGACGAUAGUGCGGCAUGGGAACAAGCUGCCCAGACUGGGCGAUCACGGCUACGACAACUCCUUACCCAGCAUGCAUCCCUUCCUGGCGGCGGCAGGACCCAGCUUCAAAAAGGGCCUCCGACUGACAAGUAUGCAGAGCGUGGACAUUUACCCGCUCAUGUGCCACCUGCUCGGCGUGCCCCCGCAGCCCAACAACGGCACCCUGGGCAACGUCCUGGGAAUGCUGGUGUCUGCGGACUACUGGAGUGUGCCCGUGGUUGUGGGCCUGGUGCUGGGUGUCCUUAUCACGCUCGCCACCAUACCUGUUCUGUUCAAGCUGAUUGGACGCUUGGGCCGGCCGCCAUCCCUCCAACCGUUCCAGAGACUUGAAAUUGAACACAGCGACGACGACGAAGCUUUGCUGGAGUAAUACUAGCCCGGCUCACUCAGGUCUAUUGGUGCCUGCUCGUGCACUUUACCCACGCGGAACACUUUUAGGUCACGCUGUUCUUCUGAAAACACCUCCAGGCUUAUCUGGAAGACAAAAAAAAAUGCCGUUUGAUGAGGUCGUAGGUGAAAAUAAUCGUUCAGCCUUUUUCUAUACCUACCAAGCUGGAGCAAAACUAUCCAAACCGGUUCCCAUGUUGCAUAAGCUGCGUUAGUCAGGGAUUUCUGGUGAACAGAAUGAUGUGAAAAUUCCAAAGCAAAUAUUUUUGUGAAGAUUUGUCCGAUUUACUUUAUAUGGUUUUGUUUUGUAGUGCCAACGUCAGCAGAAAACGUCCAUAUAUAGUGCAACUAAAAAAGUAUUCACACCUUUAAUGUUACAGCCUUAUUCCCAAGUGAAAUAAAUAUUUUUUUCCCCCUCAAAAUUCUACACACAAUACCCCACAAUGACAAUGUAAAAUGUUUUUUUUUUUUUUUUGCAAAUGUAUUUAAAAUAAAUAACAGAAAAAUCACAUGUACAUAAGUAUUCACAGCCUUUGCUCAAUACUUUGUUGAUGCAUCUUUCGCAGCAAUUACAGCCUCAAGUCGUUUUGAAUACGAUGCCUCAAGUUUGGCACACCUAUUUCUUUUUGCAGCACCUCCCAAGCUCCAUCAGGUUGGAUGGAAAGUGUUGGUUUUCAGCCAGAAUGCAUCGCUGCAUUCACCUUUCCCUUUAUCCUGACUAGUCUCCCAGCUCCUCCCGCUGAAAGACAUCCACACAGCAUGAUGCUUCACUGUAGGAAUGGUGUUGCCUGGUCUCCUCCGAACAUGACGCCUGAGUUCGAUCUUUGUCUCAUCAGAACAGAGAAUUUUAUUUCUCAAGGUCUGAAAGUCUUGAUGCUGUAAUUGCUGCCAAGGUGUGUCAACAAAGUAUUAAGCAAAUGAUGUAAUUACUUUUGUACAUGUUUUUUUUUUUUAAUACAUUUGCAAAAAUAAUUUAAAAAAAUGUUGAUGCUGUAAUUGCUACCAAGGUGUGUCAACAAAGUAUUGAGCAAAUAAUGUAAUUACUUUUGCACAUGUUUUUUAAAUUUUUUUUAAUACAUUUGCAAAAAUAAUAAAAAAAAAUGUUUCACACUGUCAUUAUGAGGUAUUGUGUGUAGAUUUCUGAAGGCAAAAAUUAAUUUAUUCCAUUUUGGAAUAAGGCUGCAACAUAACAAAAUGUGGAAAAAGUGAAGUGCUUUGAAUACUUUCCGAAUGCACUGUGUAUACAGUAUAUACCGAUGUAUAUAUACGGGUGUGUAUAUAUACCGGUGUGUGUAUAUAUAACAGUGUAUAUGUACCAGUGUAUACAUACCAGUGUAUAUAUUAUAUCUAUGCAGUGCUUCAACCAGGGGUGUCCAAACUUUUUCCACUAAAAAAAUCAAAGCAUGCGGCCUAUUUUGAAAAAACUACAAUAUAAGAAUAUAAAACAUGUUUUCAGUUAUUUCACCUUUUUUUGUUAAGUACAUAACUCCGCAUGUGUUCAUUCAUAGUUUUAAUGCCUUCAGUGACAAUCUACAAUGUAAAUAGUCAUGAAAAUAAAGAACACACAUUGAAUUAUAAGGUGUGUCCAAACUUUUGGCCUGUACUGUACGUCAGCAGCCAAAUUAGGAGCCUCUGUAACCCGUUUGAAAUCAUUCAAUUCUAAUUUACAUGCCAAAUAACGAACGGUGAUAUAUAUCGUUAUUGCAUGAGGGUGCAAUACAGAUCGCAAUGUAGAUUUUAGGCCUAAUUGCCCAUCUUUAACUCAAGUAAAUAAUGGGACUACUUUUGACUCCUCUUACUUGAGUACAGUUUUACAGCUACUCUAUCCACUUGUGAGUUUGUCAAAUAUAAACGUUAUCUGGAGCAGAGAAUACAAUUUACACACAUAUAUAUAUAUAUGUAUGUAUGUAUGUAUGUAUGUAUGUAUGUAUAUAAAAAUAAUAAUAUUUUUUCUAUGUUUUUGUUUUAUACCCUUUUUUCAAACAAAACUAAUUGUAAUGCUAAUUUUGUCAUUUUUGUAUGUCAAACACACAAAAUAAGCAACAUUUUCCCCAAAAAACAUUUCAAAGUGAAAUAUUUGAUGUGAAGUACAUGAAACUUUGAACAGGUCAAUAAUUCAUAGCUUUGAUUAUAUUAUUUCUUGAGCGAUGACAGCUUUAAAGCAAAAAAAGAGUGUUAUCAAAUUCAACAUCACAACUUUUUCUCGUUACAUUUCACCUGCAUGCUCUUUAAUUCCACUUUUUAACGUCUCUUUUUGUAGUAGUAUUUUUGGAAUGUGCCCCGGGCCAUUAAUAAAUUAGCUGCGGGCCGCAAGGCCACACUUUGGACACCCCUGACUUGGACCUAUUUAGAAAGUUUAUUAUUUUUCUGGCAUACUGCAAUGAAAGUACAUAAAUACAUCAUAUCUUACACAACGGAAUGCGACAGUAUGCAUUCAUAUUUGGAGGAGGAUAAAAUAGGGGAUUUUAGGGCGCUAACUGUAAUGAUCAGAGAUCCAUUCUAAACUUAUGCUGGUGGGGAACGCUUAUAAAGAUGUUAUAAAUCUUACGUUACUUUUGAUGUUACAGACCCCACGCAAAAAGAUACAAAUAUCAGGCAUUUCGCUGGAUCGAUCGUUAUGUGUGGAAGUGCUAGUAUAUCAUCAACAGCGCACAUGUAACAAUUAUUAGGGGUGUGGGAAAAAAUCGAUUCGAAUUCAAAUCGGGAUUCUCAUGUUGUGCGAUUCAGAAUCGAUUCUCUUUUUUUUUUAAAUAGAUUUUUAUUUAUAAUUUUUUUUUUUUUUUAAAUGUUUUUUUAUUUUUCAUUAAUCAAUCCAACAAAACAAUACACAGCAAUACCAUAACAAUGCAAUCCAAUUCCAAAACCAAAUCCGACCCAGCAACACUCAGAACUGCAAUAAACAGAGCAAUUGAGAGGAGACACAAACACGACACAGAACAAACCAAAAGUAGUGAAAUAAAAAUGAAUAUUAUCAACAACAGUAUCAAUAUUAGUUACAAUUUCAACAUAGCGGUGAUUAAAAAUCCCUCAUUGACAUUAUCAUUAGACAUUUAUAAAAAAAAGAACAAUAGUGUCACAGUGGCUUACACUUGCAUCGCAUCUCAUAAGCUUGACAACACACUGUGUCCAAUAUUUUCACAAAGAUAAAAUAAGUCAUAUUUUUGGUUCAUUUAAUAGUUAAAACAAAUUUACAUUAUUGCAAUCAGUUGAUAAAACAUUGUCCUUUACAAUUAUAAAAGCUUUAUACAAAAAUCUACUACUCUGCUUGCAUGUCAGCAGACUGGGGUAGAUCCUGCUGAAAUCCUAUGUAUUGAAUGAAUAGAGAAUCCUUUUGAAUCGGGAAAAAAAUCGUUUUUGAAUCGAGAAUCGUGUUGAAUUGAAGAAAAAAAAAAUCGAUUUUGAAUCGAAUCGUGACCCCAAGAAUCGAUAUUGAAUCGAAUCGUGGGACACCCAAAGAUUCACAGCCCUAACAAUUAUGUCCGACUGCCGAGACCAAAAUCUCGCGUGAACAAACGUGAUCUGACAAACUCCGAAGAAGAAACCGCAACAAGCGGGAAAAACGGCAACAGUGAGGCGACAUUCAAGAGGAGAGGAGGCAAUAACGGUGGUCUUGGGACUACUGUGGGCGCAACAAUGCCAAAGUAAACACAUGGAACACGGACGUUAUAUUCUACUGUGCGAGCGAGAGGUGAGUACGUUCUCGCUCUCAAAGUAGCCUGAAUGCUUCGUUAGCUUGUUGAUUGGCUACUUUCCGUGCUACGUCACAAUUCACGGCGCAAUGACUCGGGAGGCGUCGGCUUUGUCGUUAGUUGUGGAGCAGAAGUCACUCCAAACACACGUCAAACCACAAAAUAAUUUGAUCAUGCAUUAAAUAAUCGGGCGUUCUCCGUGUUUGGUCGGAAGGGAGAAGAUCAGGACAAAAACAGGCCGAUAUCUCAAUGUGCGUACCCCGUUUUUAUGAAACCAAAGACGAACACGGUUCUGCCACACUGGAUUUAUUUGUAACACAUCUUAUUUAUUCGAAGGUACAUUUAAAUAAUAUUUUCUAACGUGUUUAAAGGGCUGUGUUGGCAACGUGCUCAAAGUUACAUUUUAUUAAACGGAACUGCACUUUUUAAAUAAAAUUGUUAAUCAGUCACAAUCUAUAGGGAAGUGAAGAACGCAUGUUUUUCCCUUUAUUUUAUGCAUAUUAACUCGUAAAAAAAACAAUAGCAAAAGUCAGCUAACAUUGGAGCUAAUGGUAUUUACUCUAUUACGCAUAUAAAGCUCUCAAAAAAACAUCCAAAAGCCUUCAUCAUUUUUUUAUAUACACACUAAGUCAGUGGUGGGCCGUGCGCUUCCCACCUAGGCCUUCAGUGAUGUCCGACUUCAAUAAUUACCUCGCAAAAUACCAUUACUUAUGUCACUACAUGGCCAUUGCUGGAGAAAUACACAUGUACGCACUACUGCGAAUUGAAACACAUCAACAGUGUACAAAACAGGUUAUUUUCUGGCGCAUUUAAAAAUCAAUAUACCUGCAUCAACAAUUAAAAUAUAUCUUAAGUGGUACUGUCAAAAUUAAAACUGCAAAAAACAUAUUAAACGUGGAAAAAAAUAAAAUAUCUGAACUCACAAUUUGAAGAACCCAUUCGAGCCUCCGGGGUUGGCCCGUCUCACAAGAUGUAGUUUCUCUUUAAAUAUCAUUCUUAAAAAUGGCCUCGCAAAUAUAUGUGUUGUCUUGUCGAAUCAUAAAAGAUGCAGACGAGGCGUGUUGGCUGACUUCUUAAAGUUUACUCCACUGGGUGCUCGUCAAAAACACCGACAUGUCUACAUUAAACCUAAACGGGGCUACUGCGCAUGCUCUUCACUACUGUGGCAUGCUGGGUAAUAGAGUUCCUAUGUUAUCUAGCUCAUAACAUCACUAUAUAUCUGCCUUAGGCCAUCUAGAAGGCCUUACUGACAACAACUUGUGAUCUGAUCUGAGUGCUAAACAAGAAAUACAAACUACGAACAUAAUAAAACGUUAGCUUACUGUACAAAGUCUGCUCUCAGUGGGACGCCGACUGAUGGGAUGUUCAUAUCGUCCCGUUUAGAUGGAGAAUUAAUUAUAAUCAUCACAAAGGUUAAACAAAGUGCCAAAUAUAAGUCAGAAUGUCUUGAUUUAUGUCCACAACCUUGUAAUAUACAAGUGAGAGGCAUGAUUUAGACUUAGACUUAGACAAACUUUAUUGAUCCACAAGGGAAAUUGGGUAAAACUUUAGUAUGGGGAACACAUAUUCACCAUUAAUUAGUCGCUUAUUAACAUGCAAAUUAGUAACAUAUUGGCGCUUAAUUAGUCAUUAUUAAGUACUUAUUAAUGCCUUAUUCUGCAUGGCCUUAUUAUACAACCAGUAAGCCAUUAACUAAGAGUCUUCCCUCAACAACCUCAGAAUUAUUGCUUAUUGGUAACCCUAACCCUAACCCUUAUAUGUUCCCCUAGUGUCCAAAUAACUCUAAAUUAAGUCUUUGUUACUGUAAUAAGCAACUAAUUAAUGGGGAAUAUGUUCCCCAUACUAAAGUGUUACCGGAAAUUGUUCCACACAGUAGCUCAGUUACAAAGGAUGGAACGGGUAAGGAUGGAAAGGAUAAUGCUGGUAUUAAGUAGACUAAAAAUGUACCAUAGUAGCAAUAUAAAAUAUACUAUAUAUGUAAUAUUUACAUAUUAUAUAUACAGUAUACAAUAUAUACUGUUAUAUUCUAUUAAUAUAUACUAUUAUAUUUGUAUAUAAUAUACAUAAUAUAUAACAAAUCCAAAUUACCAUGUACAAUAUUACAGUAUAUGUAACAGCUGCAGCAAAAAUAAAAAUACAUUUAUUAAAAAAGUAUAAUCUAGAACGAAAUUUCACCAACUCAGAGGCGAUGCAGUUGCUUAUUAUGUCAAUAGCAGCAUAAGCUAGUGACCUCACAGUGCCGGUAAAAAUAGUUUGUCUGUGUUAGCGCUUAUAAUAACAAUAUCACUAACACUUGGUUAAUAUUCAGGUCAUGAAAUGUCAACGGAGUAUUUUUGGCGUUUUUUAGAUAUUAACUGCAUUGUUUGCCACCUCUUACUUGGCCGUAUUUUACGACAUACAAUGCAAAAAAAGAAAAACACAUGUUCUUGUCUUACAUAGAGAUUGUGAAUGAUAGGCAUAAUUCUCACAAAAAAAAUGCAGUUCCCUUUUAAGACCGAGCAACACAUCAUGCCUACAUAACAGAAUUAAUUCUGCCACACUGGAUUUAUUUAUAACAUUUCCCAUUUAAUCAAAGGUACAUUUACUUAAUAUUAUCCAACAUGUUAAAAGGGCUGUUUGCAACUUGUUUAAAGUUACAUUUCUUUUUUUUUUAAAUGGCAAAAUAUAUAUAACAAGAACACCACUGUCUAGUCAUUUGUUGUUUAGCAGAACAUAUUUUUUUCGAGUGUCUAUAUUUUCCUCACAAAACUAAUUAUAUUAGAUAGAAAUUUCUCCUCAGUCCGAGGAAUUUGUCAGACAUUCAGGCUGUCAAUCACCGCUGUCUCGUCCACACGUCCACAAAAGCAGUCAACGAGAAGCUUACAUACGAGUCAUGUUGUUAUGACGAUACAUUCAGUGAUGGCUAACGUCUGUAGCCAAAUCGCCAUCUUUAGCUGACCACGCACAAAACUUAAACUGUAUUCUUACUUUAUUAUAAUAAUAAUAAUACCUGGGAUUUAUAUAGCGCUUUUCUAAGUACCCAAAGGCGCUUUACAUGUUAAAAACCCAUCAUUCAUUCACACCUGGUGGUGGUAAACUACUUUCUUAGCCACAGCUGCCCUGGGGUAGACUGACGGAUUAUCAUUAAAGUACUUGACAAAAGCCAAAAGGGGGCGGGGUAUAAUGCUAACCACGCUUUUGAAAGUUGCGCCCGCUAGGCUUCUGUUUAAAGGUUGCAAACAGCCCUUUUUUAAGGUUGAAAAAUGUCCCAGUGCUGUCAGUUCUAAUACAUUUGUUGUCAAAUACAACAUGUUUGUAUGAUUUUUUUUCAACAUGGUCCUAGUUAUGUUGUUAUGAAAUGGAGCUGUCGAUAAAAUAUGCCAUUUUUUGCUCUUUCAUGCUGCUCUUGUGAAGUGUGUUCUGUUGUCUUUCUUUUACUUACUGUAAAUUCCGGACUAGAAGCCGCUACUUUUUUCCUACGCUUUGAACCUCGCGGCUUAUAAAACGGUGCGGCUAGUUUUUUUGUUUUUUUUGCUGAAGGCCAUAAUUCAAAUAGUUUGCAUAAAAGACAUGCAAAGACACUGAAAUGGUGUAUUCCUGUUUUUGCUACAGUGCAAUUUUUAGGAUUAGUUCGCUCCCUGCAAGUGCUGCUGGGUGAAUGUCCACAGUGUUUCCUGCUGUUAAAAGCUUUCAACCGGAAGUACAAGUGCCGUUCCGCCUUCUAAUCGUCUACAGCGUUUCUACUCGUAUUGAUUCUCUGUUCACCACUCCAAGCAACGUUUGUAAGUUUUAUAAUAUACCUAAAACAAUUCUUACUUACUAAACCGUCCCAUGUGUGAUGUCUGUAGGAGUGUUUUCAUGCAUAUUUACAUGUGCUAUCAUAAUGUAAUGAAGCUAGCAUCUUUAGCAUUAGCUAAUAUGCUAACACGUUUACGAGUGUCUGUGUUAGUAUUAUUAACUUACAAUGGCAUUCUGUUUGUAUUGUUUCAGUUGAACAAAUUCCUCAGUAAAUUCACCAAAACCUCACCGUGGAGUUGUUGAGUCUGUUUAGCUGAUUGGAGAGCUAGCUUCCGCAGCUAGUUUAGUUUAGUUUAAUAAGGAUCCCCAUUAGUCUACACCGCAGUGGAGACUAUUCUUCCUGGGGUCCAGGCAAAAAACAUCACACAAUCACAAAACAAAAGAUUACAAUGCAGUACAACAUGAUCAAUAACAACAUUUUGUAAUAUAAAAAUAACAACGACAAAAAAACAAACAAACAAUAACUUGGGGUUUACAUAAUAAUUUUCAUACCAAAGAUAAAAAAAAAGAGCAAUAUAAAAAUAGAUAUAUAUUUUUUGCAAAAAUAAAACAAAGAACCAAUGGCCUACAAUAUACACAUUAGUGUACCAAGGACAAACUAUAUUUUAAGUGACGAAAAAGUACCAUAAUUAAUAAAAUAUGACAAAGUACAUACAAAAUCAAGAUAAUAUCAAUAUAAAAACGAUAACCAGAAACAAUAAUUAAUUUAAGCAAAAAAUAAGUCAAAAAGAUAAAUGAACUAUAGUCAUGACUAGGGUUGGGUAUCGUUUGAAUUCGAACGAUUCCGAUUCCGAUUCCUGGCGAUUCUCGAUUCCGAUUCUUCUUGUACCAUGCCGGGAUCAAUGUGUUUGACAGGUAGUCCCUGGAAGGUGGUAUGUAUUUUGGGUUGAGAGUUUUCACCAUAUCCCUGCAAACAUAAACAAACAUGUAAUGUUGCUGUCACUGUUUAGCCCAGUAUCAAUUAGCUUAGCUCUAACGUUAUUGCUUAACUAACCUAAAUGUUGGAGAUUCCACCUCUGAAAAGGGAUGCAGUCUUUUGACUAUGUGUGCAGUGACCUUUCUGUGGCACUCUUCCGUCUGUGGUACCGACAUCUUCCCCAUUGCCGCUACGGUGAACGGAGUACGCUGAGCACAUCGCGGAGCCUGGCUAGCAGGUUGUAAAUUGUCUAUGAAAAAAUAUGCGGGCUAAUUUGUUAGCUGCCUCAACGUUGGCGCAAAAAACAUUAUUUAUUGCAUAUAUAUUGUUUUACUUACCGGAUUCGGACUGCAGUGCAGUCACCGAGGUGCCAGGCUGGGCGUCGGAGGAAGAGGUAGAGGAGGAUGGUCGGCGCAGCGCGUCGAAGAUGGGACAUGCAUUUAUUUGUACUCCAUGAACUCGGAGGUGCUUCAUCAUGUUCGACGUGCACCCUCCUAAACACGAAACAGUCCUGCCGCACGUGUUACAUUUCGCCGACAUUUUAUUUUUUUUAGUAAAAUAAAGCCACACUUUCGACCGCCGACGCCCGCUAUCCAUGCUUGACUGACUCGCUCGGCUACAUAGGCUCGGCUAUGCUAACACUUCCGGCGGUGGGCGCUUCUUUGUUGGUGUUCAGCGGCUUCUUCUUCCGGUCGGCGGACUUAUUCUUUUUUUCCGGUCGGCGGACUGGGUAUCGAAACUAGGAAUCGAAAUUUAAACUUUUGAACGAUUCCGGGAGAAUCGGGAAGUUAGUCCCGGUUCCAAUCGAUACUCGAUACUCGAUACCCAACCCUAGUCAUGACAUUAGGUACAAUCUAGAAUAAUCUCUUUCUGCAAUACUUCUCCUCUCAGUCUAUUCUUAAAACCCACUCUGCUGGUGAUUGAUACCAGAUGUUGUGGAAGUCGAUUCCAGUAAGUGAUUGCCCUAUACAUAACAGUUUUUUUCAAAACAUCAGUUUUGGGUUUAAGGUGGGCGAGAGCACCCCCUUAAGGGCUACCCUGGUACCAUAGUUGUGACUGUCACUAGCAAGCAACAGCUGAGAAUACAGAUAGGCAGGUUUAUGGUAUGUAUAGAUCAGUGGUUCUUAACCUUGUUUGAGAUACCGAACCCCACCAGUUUCAUAGCGCAUUGACUGAACCCUUCUUUAGUGAAAAAUAAAAUGUUGUUUUUUCUUCCAAAUUCAACACAAAGUUAUGUUUUUUUUACUGGUGCACAAAAUGAACCGUGCAUCAACAUCACCUUGUUCAAAGAACAAAACCAACACAGUGCAUGAACUCACAACAAAUUACACACCUGCAAAUCAGUCUGACUUCUGCUGUUGCCGCAUCCAUAAAGCCGAUAUAGAGAAGUUGUUAUUUACACGAUGAGUCGUGUGUGUCUUGACCUCCGCGGCGGAGGCUCCGUCGAACCCCUGAGGCUGACUCACCGAACCCCUAGGGUUCGAUCGAACCCAGGUUAAGUACCACUGGUAUAGAUGUUUAAAAAAAAAAAAAAAAUAGAUUCAAACUACAAGCUAGUCUUUCACCAACUCUCAUUCAUGACAAUUCAUUAUGCAUUAUCUCAAUGCCGGUUCUAAAUGAGCAAUGAGCUAGUGGGUCCGUGACGAUGACUUCUGUUUUGUUUGAUCAACCGUUUUACUGCUGUGUUACAGACACCGUUUGGAAACAACUAAGGUAUGUAAAAAAACAUUUACAAAAUCUGUCUUGUGUAAACAACUCAUUUCACAACAUAUAUAUCUGCGGUUUAUAGUCCCGUGCGACUAAUGUAUGAAAUAAAAUGUUUUUCUAAAAUUUAGUGGGUGCGGCUUGUAGUUCGGAAACUACGAUCGUUUUUUCUGGUAUUGACGAACAUUGUGCUUAAAGAUACACGUUUCACACCUUUCUUGCACUGCAGCCUUUAAAGUUACUCUUUUAUUCCGGGCGGUGGGCCUGAAAAGACAUUUUUCCUGACAACAUGAGAGUUUAGUCAAUGAACUGGUAGUGGUGUGUACGUUGUGUGUGUGUGUGUGUGUGUGCUUUCAGAGAAAAUAAAAAAAUGACACAUUUGCAAGAAUGAAUUCCCUUUAUAU
Entelurus aequoreus (snake pipefish) is the source of this 12009-nucleotide messenger RNA. It is a transcript of the gene enpp4, whose product is annotated as ectonucleotide pyrophosphatase/phosphodiesterase 4. Gene Ontology annotation, biological process: fatty acid metabolic process. The record is from RefSeq and is a predicted model, not a curated record. The coding region runs from base 120 to 1502 and encodes 460 amino acids. Lineage: Eukaryota; Metazoa; Chordata; Actinopteri; Syngnathiformes; Syngnathidae. The transcript is spliced from 8 exons. Gene Ontology annotation, molecular function: fatty-acyl-CoA binding.